Molecule: messenger RNA, 1422 nt
Organism: Solanum dulcamara
Lineage: Eukaryota; Viridiplantae; Streptophyta; Magnoliopsida; Solanales; Solanaceae
Product: ethylene-responsive transcription factor ERN1-like
Exons: 1
Coding region: 80-1189 (369 amino acids)
Biological process (GO): regulation of DNA-templated transcription
Molecular function (GO): DNA-binding transcription factor activity; DNA binding
Source: RefSeq, a predicted model, not a curated record
CAUAAUAUCCAUCUUUUACGACUAGGACCAGUAAGGCAUCUAAUCCCUAUUCGCUCACACGAAUACACACACAAAAACAAUGUGUAGGAAGAGAAAAGCUGAAGGAGUAGCAAAGACUCAUGAUGAUCAACGACCCCGAAAGAGAUUUGUUGGAGUUAGACAAAGGCCAUCAGGCAGAUGGGUUGCUGAAAUAAAAGACACCAUACAGAAAAUAAGAGUAUGGCUUGGGACUUUUGACACUGCUGAAGAAGCAGCAAGAGCUUAUGAUGAAGCUGCUUGCUUGCUUCGCGGAGCCAAUACUCGCACGAAUUUCUGGCCUUCUUCUUCUCCUUCCACUUCAGCUCUGCCUCCGAAAAUCACUAAACUUCUUCUUAGCAGGCUCAGAGAACGAAAUAAUUCCACUGCUGCAGGUGCUAAUGAUGAUGAUGAUUCAUCCAAUUCUAACUCUCUGGCUGAAAUUGGUCAUCAGCAGCAGAAGCCGGAAGAAGAAUUUGGAGACAGAGUAGCUGAUUUUUCAGAUUCGCCGUAUACUGAUUAUCUCAAUUACCCUGAAGAUCAUAUAACUGAUAACAACGCGAUCGCUAAUGUAAGUGCAACUACAAGAGCAUUAACAAGCAUCGCGCAAAGUGGCUAUAAUCAGGAAUUUAAUAUUCAGCCUGUGAAUAACUAUGAGAGCUCGAGCACGGAGAUUAUUGAGAUAGGAGAGGCAAUUACUACUGAUGUAGAAGAUAUAGAAUCCAAUAUUGACUUCCAAUUUCUUAACGAAAUUGGAUCUUGUUACUAUUCGCCAUUUGAUUUAGCUGAAGAGCUAUCAAUGGUGGAGACAAUGGAACAGGGGAUGGAUUUUGGGGAAGAAACAUCAAUGGUAAGUGAGGCAAUGAGGAGGAUGAAUUACGAGAGGAAGUUUUCAGCUUCUCUCUAUGCUUUCAAUGGGAUCACUGAAUGUUUGAAGUUGAAGAUGAAAUCUGGAAGCGUAACACAGUCUGAGCAAUUAUCCAGGCUACAAAAUGCGUGCAAAAGGAACCUCGAGAAGGAGAAGGAAAAUGAAGAAUGCAAUGGAAUGACUGAUCAGAAGAAGGAUGAAGGGAAUUCAUCGGAAGUACCAUUUCCAUCGAUGGAGAGUGCUUAUGACAGUGAAUUCUCCCUAUGGAGCUCUAUUGAUCUCCCACCAAUAUGCUUUGUUCGUUGAGAAUAUUGGCAGAAUCAUUUGUUUUCAACUGUAGAAUGUGCAAGUUGAAAUUUGUGUUAAUUAGUAUGUUUUCCAAAAGGAAAAAGGAAAUGUUGGACUUCCUUCAUAUUUGAGACAAUUCAUUGUCCAAAUGAUCGUCGGGGGGGAGUAAAUUCAAUCCUAACAGUACAGGGGUCAAAGAGAGACCACGCGUUCUUCUUGCAAAAUGGUAUCUUUAAGAGUUCUAUCUGUAA